Messenger RNA from Halichondria panicea, 947 nucleotides. Its product is annotated as ras-related protein rab7-like. Gene Ontology annotation, molecular function: GTPase activity; GTP binding. Bases 109 to 729 code for a protein of 206 amino acids. Gene Ontology annotation, biological process: phagosome-lysosome fusion; endosome to lysosome transport. The record is from RefSeq and is a predicted model, not a curated record. NCBI's taxonomy places the organism in Eukaryota, Metazoa, Porifera, Demospongiae, Suberitida, Halichondriidae. Gene Ontology annotation, cellular component: phagocytic vesicle; late endosome; lysosome. The transcript is spliced from 4 exons.
GUCAUGUGACACUCAAAGUCACGAGAACUGAGGCACCUCUUUAGCUAGUCGAUUCAUGAUACUUUCAAAGAGUCUCUAUUGAUAGCUGUACCACUACACACGCUAAGGAUGUCUGCACGAAGAAAGGUCUUACUGAAGGUGAUCAUUCUGGGAGACAGUGGGGUGGGAAAGACCUCACUAAUGAAUCAAUAUGUCAACAAGAAGUUCACCUCUCAAUAUAAAGCUACCAUUGGAGCUGACUUCCUAACCAAGGAGGUGAUGGUGGACGAUAGACUGGUUACAAUGCAGAUAUGGGACACUGCAGGUCAGGAGAGAUUUCAAAGUCUAGGAGUGGCCUUCUAUCGUGGUGCUGAUUGCUGUGUUCUAGUGUUUGAUGUCACCAACCCUAACUCAUUCAAAACCCUCGACUCAUGGAGAGAUGAGUUCCUCAUUCAAGCUUCUCCCAGAGAUCCAGAGAACUUCCCUUUUGUCGUACUCGGCAACAAGAUUGACCUAGAGAACAGACAGGUUCCUAAGAGACGCGCUGAGAACUGGUGCGAUUCUAAAAACAACAUCCCCUAUUUUGAGACGAGUGCCAAAGAGGCCAUUAACGUGGAGCAUGCCUUUCAAAAGAUUGCUAAAGAUGCUCUUGCUAAAGAGAAUGAUGACAUCUACAAGCCACAAGUUAACACUGUGCCUGACAUUCGAUUGGACGGAUCAGCUCCAGCUAAGAAAGGAAAAUGCUGUUAAUGUAGUUGACUAUGUACAGAGACUAUUAUUACUUGUGUUAUUAUUAAUUAAGUUCUGUCAUUAAUUGCAUGCAUGCUCUCUCUGCAAGGUUGUCUUUGUGUUAUCCUGAUUUGUGUAAUCACCUGUUGUCAGCGCAGGUCUAUUGUACUGCACACAAGCUAGGCAUAGUGUAUGUAUGUAUGUGGUGUUUUUAAAUUUGUUGAGUGGUCAAAGAAAAA